AUGAAGAAUCAUUUAAGAGUAUUUCUUAUAUUUGGCAUAUUUUACAUAUUCCAAGGAUGUGAUUAUUUCGAUACCGUUGACCUUACAAACAGCAUUAAAUUUGAAAAUGGAUCAUAUCAGUACGAAGAUGUAUUGAUACCAAAAGAAAAAACGCGGGAAUACGAUUACCAAAUUUUAUUUAAUGGCGAUUACGAAACAGUGCCCAAGCAUAUAAGGGGUUGUGUAUGUCAUUUAAAAACGUGCAUACGUUUUUGCUGUAAUCCAAAACAAUUGCUUUUAAAAGGUAAACGAACUUGCGAAGAUAUUGACAAAAAUAUACAUUAUGAUAUGUUAUUAAACAUAACAUAUAAUGAAACACUAACAAAAGAUAUAAAUGACUUGGAGUUCAUAGUGCAACAACAUCUUCCUGUACCUUGUCAUGAUCAUUUUUAUCUUGAACCUGAUAAUCCAGACCACGCCUGGACUUUGUACGAAAAUGGCACUCUUCUCAGACAUUUUGACAGCGCACUACUUACAAAACAGGAUUAUUGUUUACAGCCUCGAAAAUUUCAAGAUCUCUACAAGCUUGUGCCGUAUCAUUGCCUUCCACCUGUAGACAAUUCUACCGUUUAUAGUAAGUAA
Molecule: messenger RNA, 621 nt
Organism: Drosophila sulfurigaster albostrigata
Lineage: Eukaryota; Metazoa; Arthropoda; Insecta; Diptera; Drosophilidae
Product: probable G-protein coupled receptor Mth-like 11
Exons: 2
Coding region: 1-621 (206 amino acids)
Molecular function (GO): G protein-coupled receptor activity
Source: RefSeq, a predicted model, not a curated record